Messenger RNA from Panonychus citri (citrus red mite), 2453 nucleotides. RefSeq lists its product as uncharacterized. The transcript is spliced from 8 exons. The coding region runs from base 658 to 2394 and encodes 578 amino acids. Gene Ontology annotation, cellular component: aryl hydrocarbon receptor complex; nucleus. The record is from RefSeq and is a predicted model, not a curated record. Gene Ontology annotation, molecular function: RNA polymerase II cis-regulatory region sequence-specific DNA binding; protein dimerization activity; DNA-binding transcription factor activity, RNA polymerase II-specific. Gene Ontology annotation, biological process: regulation of transcription by RNA polymerase II. NCBI's taxonomy places the organism in Eukaryota, Metazoa, Arthropoda, Arachnida, Trombidiformes, Tetranychidae.
UGAGAGAGACAAAGACUCUCACAUGCUUAGUGAAUUGAAACGAAGAAGCUUCAGAAAAAAAAAUUCAGAAAACUGAUUAACCAUGAUAAUUUAAAUUUCCAUCAAAAUCACCAACCAACUAAUUGUUUCUCAGUUCCAAUUAUCAAUCUAAAUAUUUAAUCUUAAAGUUUUUCUCUUCAUCAAAAACUGAUUUAAUUGCCAUUCAGUUUUCUUCUCCCUUUCAUCCAAUUGUUUACAUCAUCACAAUAUUCACUUAAUUGUAAUAAUUAGUCUUCUCCAUCAUCUUUAAUCAUUUUCCCUCAAUAAUUACAUAGAUCGUGAGUGAUUUAUUCUGAUUAAAAUUCCAUUCAAUGGUCAACACGUUCAGUUCACUAUUCAUAUAACUCACUCUCCAAUUGGAUGUAUGCCCCCCGAAUCUUCAUUGAGCUUGAGCCAAAUGAAGUAAUUUUUUUCCUCAUUCACUUUGAUUAAUCAAAACAGUUAAUUAUUUUUGUUAAUUGUUCUCCCUGUUAAAUUAAUUAGUCUUUACAUUCUUCAUUCUACUAAUUGUUGGAUCAAGUGAUUAUCCAUUUGCCAUUCUAUUAUAAUCAUAUUUGCUGGUGAUUACGAAUUUCCAAUAUUUUAUUUAGUAGUUUUCUUUUUGUUUGAUGGUCUAAGAUGGUGAAAACAAAGAGAGAUACUCCUUUACGUAAAUCGAGAAAUGAAGAGGAGGAGAAAAGACGAGCAGAAAUUAACAAUGGUAUAACUAAAUUAAAAUCUAUUAUACCGUACCUACAAAACACGACCAGUUUACCUGGUCAACCUGAAGAUACAAAAAAUGAUACCUUACGAUUAGCCACCAAUUUUUUACAUGUUGCUAAAAGUGAAAAGUUCGUCGAUUAUAUGACGAAUAAAGAUCCAUCUAGUGAAAAGCUUUUCGAGUAUUUUAACCAAGUACGAUCACAAAUUAAUUGCUCAUUUUUCUUCGCUGAUGGAGAUGGUAAAAUUAUCUUUACCCAUGGUGAUGUUUUCGAGCAAUUUGGUUACAGUGCUAAAAAUGUUAUCGGAAGAAAACUUCAUUUACUAUUGGAUUUACCUGAAGAUUUGGUCAAAUUUAGUUCCAAACUAUUUGCAGUUAAACAAGAAUUGUUGAGAAACAAGAUGAAAUCAAAAUACUUCAAACUGUGUUGUAGUAUUAAACAUAAUACAAAGAAUACAUCGCCCUUACAACGUUCACCGGUUUCGAUCUCUGGUAAAUUGGUUCUAUCUAAAUCGUCAUUUAUUGAACGUUGUGUUACAGUGACCAGAAAAAAGAAUGGACAUUUUGUUUGUCAAAAGUUAUCUAAACCUGAAAAUCGAGAUCCUUUCCUAUUGUUUGGUCAGAUUGAAGUUUUAUCCGAUAAAAUUAUUCGACAUUCAUCAUUUACAAAAGAAAUCAAUGAGUACGUACUUUACAUGGAUCCAGCAGGAUAUAUCCUGGGUGCUGAUCAUCGUAUGGUAGCUGUUAUUGGUUAUUUUCCACAAGAUGUUAAAAAUCAAUUUGCUCAUUCAUUUAUUUACGCUGAUGAUUUAAGAAUAUCUUUCUAUCGACAAUAUAUUCUAUUACAACGUAAAGAGAAGGUCGUUGAAACUGUUCACCGAUUGACCUCUCUUGCUGGAAACACUGUUUGGGUAAAAUCUUUCGGUGUAAUCGAGGAAGAAAACGGCCAAAGUCCAACCUUUAAGCUUCAUGCAGUUAAAAUUGAUGAACGCGAAGGAAACGAGUUACGAAAGAAAGAGGAAUCACUUUUACCGGAAGAAUUUCGUAAAUGUUCAAUUGAAAGUAUCGUUGAGAAAAUAAAACAACUAUCCUCCAAUUUACUUCCCAACCAAUCAGAUAUUCAAUCUGCUCACAACUACAAUGUUCAAUCUCAUCCAAUAGAAACUGAUAUUGAUUUUGAAGUAAAUUCUGAUAAUUCAAUCAGUCAAUCACCUAUGAAUGAAUUAUCUUCACCACAAUCGUCAUCGCCAACAUUAUCUUCACCUUCGUCAAUUCAGCCAAAAUUGCUUAUUAACUCACCCUGCUACUAUAAUCACCAAAACGGUUCGCUCAAUCAUGAUCAAAUAAUUAUAAAAUAUAUUCCUGAAGCCCCAGUUGCCCCCGAUAAUCAGACCGUUUUCAUCCCUAUAAUACCAAAUCAACAACAAAUAUUUAAUAUUCAGUCGUUGGUUUCAUCUACAAACCCUCAAAUCAUCAACAGCAAUCAUGUGUUCAUACAAAAUAUCAAUAUCAACAACUACAUAUUGACCAAGAACAAUCAACAAAAUUCAAAUGGUGAUCAUUUUUUGCCUACUGAGGGCGAAGGGGCAUUUGUUAACCUGAUCCCAUUUCUGGAAAAUGAAAGUGAUAGAAAUGAUCAUAACAUUUCAAAAUAAUCAUAUCCUGAUUGAAAUUUUUUCCUCCUUCGUUAUAAAAUGUCAUUCUAUCUCUUUCU